Messenger RNA from Fulvia fulva, 795 nucleotides. Its product is annotated as Deoxyribonuclease Tat-D. Gene Ontology annotation, cellular component: cytosol. The coding region runs from base 1 to 795 and encodes 264 amino acids. The record is from RefSeq and is a predicted model, not a curated record. Gene Ontology annotation, molecular function: 3'-5'-DNA exonuclease activity. The transcript has 2 exons. Lineage: Eukaryota; Fungi; Ascomycota; Dothideomycetes; Mycosphaerellales; Mycosphaerellaceae.
AUGAUCACCGGCUCCGACCUGACAGAAUCGAAGAACGCCAUCAAGCUAGCAGAAGAUUACCCCGGUCUCUGCUACGCAACCGUCGGUGUCCACCCCUGCAGUGCGAAGCAGUUUCUCAAGCACAAAGGAGGAGACGACCAGCUACUGCAAGAGCUGAAAGAGCUAGCGCUGGAAGGCAAGAAGAAUGGCACAGUCGCGGCGUUUGGAGAGAUAGGGCUGGACUAUGACCGCUUGCAGCAUGCCGAUAAAGAGACGCAGGUGAAGUACUUCGAGAAGCAGCUCGAUCUAGCGACCGAACUGGACCUUCCUCUCUUCCUACACUCCCGCGCAGCAGCCGAAGACUUUGAGUCGAUAUUGAAGGCUCGCCUGGACCGGCUGCCCAAACGAGGCGUGGUACACUCCUUUACCGGCACCAUGGAGGAGAUGCAGCGGAUUGUGGAGCUUGGAUUCGAUGUGGGCAUCAAUGGAUGCAGUAUGAAAACGGAAGAGAACCUUGAAGUGGUAAAGGCAGUACCGUUGGAGCGGAUACAGAUUGAGACAGAUGGACCCUGGUGUGAGAUGAGACCCAGUCAUGCUUCGGCGACAUUCCUGAAAGACGCACCGCCUUUACCGAAAGCUGUGAAGAAAGAGCAGUGGAACGAGGAGUGUAUGGUGAAGGGACGUAAUGAGCCUUGUCAGAUCACAAAUGUAGCCCACGCGAUUGCGGGGAUCAAGGGGGUGACUGUGGAGGAGGUCUGUGAGGCUGCCUGGAUUAACUCGAUACGAAUGUUCGGUCUUGGUGAGCCGUCGCCUUGA